AAAAAACAUGGCGGAUAAACGUGUACUAACUACUUCAUUUCUGUAGUGAUGUUGCCUUCUUUGAAGCUCGGAACUUCCACCAGGUUAACACUGUAAUCACACAGCGUGUCACUGGGAAAAUUAUGGAAACGAAUCGUUUAUUUGUUGGAGGGCUCUACAGUGGUAUCAAAGAAGUUGAUUUGAGAGAUCGUUUCAAUGCUUUUGGUACUGUAUCAUCAGUUGAGGUUAUACAAAGAGCAGAUGAAAAUGGUUGCACAACCAAAACAUUUGCAUAUGUUGACAUUUUGCAAACAGAGAAAGAUUUUAGAAGAUGUGUUUCACUCCUGUCAAACUCGAAGUGGAGGGGCUGCUGUUUGAAGAUUCAGCCUGCCAAAGAAAGUUUUCUCACAAGGCUACAAAGAGAGAGACAACAGCAGGCCCAGGCUAAUUUUGUAUCACCGUUACAAGAGGACACGAAACAAUUUUCACCAAAGCGAACGAUAGCACAUCAUAAGAAAGACACAGAAAAAGGAAAUUCCUUUCCUGAAACACUUGUAAAGGCUGUUCCUGGAACACCACUUCCAGGAAAGAAGAACUGGGUCGUAGGGAAGUUUGGGCGCGUGUUACCAGUCAUGUAUUUGAGGAGAAGGGAUAGAAAAAAGAUUGCAAAGUUUGAUCCAAGUAAAACAACGCAUUGUUUGAAGAAAAUUAAACUUGAGGAAACAGAUAAUACGAUAGCGGAAUUGACAUGGAACUUCCAAUCAGAGGAAGACAUUUUGAACGUUAGUUCAGGCAAUUUAUUGAAAGGUAAAAAGAAAAAUAAACACAAAUCAAAGUCAGCGGUAACAGUUGAAAAGGGAAAGUUUUUAAACGAUUCUUUCGAAGAACAAGAUCUUACCGAGGAUGUAGGGACAGACUCCAGCGAGUCACACUCAGGAAGAAAUGUGGUUCGAAAAAUUGUUGAAACGAGGCUGUCGAGAGAGAUAACCGAUGACAUUCGGGAGGAAAGCUUGGCCAUUGAAAACGGUCACUCUGAAGAAAGUGUGCGGUCUGUUCCGCAGUUAGAAGAAAAAUUGCUUUCACAAGUUAGUGGAAAUGAAGGUUCUUCUGUCGCAAAAACCUUCAGAAAAGAUAGCAGUCUUGAUAGCAAUCAACACUUCUCAGUACAUAAUGGGACAAGUCCAUUAGAAGUUGAAAGAAAUGAUAAACAGUCAUUUGAUGGGACCGGGGUAGAAGCAAGUGAUAUCAAAUCCUCUGAUAGCUGUGAAAAUGCAUCAGAUAGUGAAUCAACUGAUAAUGAAAAUGUACCCUACUCGAGUAAAGAUCAAGAUUCUUCAGCUAUUAAUUCCAAAUUAAGACCAGUUGGUGAGAACUUUGACAUUUGCGAUUCAAAAGAAAUUUCUUUAAAAUUUGCGAAACCAGAAGUAGGAGAGAGUCCUCAAACACGGACAAAGUCAAAUGAAAAGCGACUCGAUGCCUUACUUGAGAGAAGGAAGAUUGCACAAGCUCAGAAAAACUUGAUCAAAGAUGCGCUGAAGGGCUUAGACAGCAGUGCACAAAGCCAUGAUGGAAGAAAUCACAUUGUAUUUUCUGAUAGCGAUGGAAAUGAAGGAGAUGACAAUAAAGUCAAGAAAGCUACUUACUCUGUGGGCGUCAAGAUUUCAGGUUCUAAGGCCAGCUCAUGGCUUGGACUCGACAGUGAUAGCGACGAUGACUGCGAUCACACAAGUCAUCCUAGCGCAGAAAGAAAUAAUCAGCUUGUUAAACCCCAGUUUGAGGGAAAGUCUGGUGAAGAGCUUUUUAAAUUACAAAGGACUUACGGUGGAGAUAAACGAUUUGAUCUGGAUGUACGUUUCCUGGAAAGUGAUGAAGACGACGACGACAAUAAUGAUGUUCGUCGCGCUGCUAGAAGCGUUGCACAAAAGAGAGAGUCUCGAGGCUACGAAGGAGCCACCCCGAGGGAAGAUGAGGAUGAAAUUAGCAAAAGUAUCCAAGAAGAAAAGCAAAUGGCUUUUAAAGUUAUCAGAAAUAUUCUAGGUGCGGAUUUCAGAGCUGAUUACAGUGGUCAAGGCGUUGAGAGAAAUGUACCAGAGUUCAGAAGUUCCUCCCUAGUGCAUUACGACCCAACUCGAGAAGAUCACAAACAGUUUGAAAAGAUCGUUGAAGAGGAGACAGAAGAGCCAGACGAAAAACUUAGUUUGUCCAAUGAAAAACAAACAGAGGAGGCAAAAUUACCCGAUGUGUCUUAUAAAAAGUAUUACGUGGCCAAUACCUCUGUGCUAACGAACCUCUUCGGUGGAAAGAAGGAGGGUACAUCUUUCACAUUUCUCUCACAAGAACGAGAUGACGACGUCGAGUCAACUCCUGAAGACCUUACACUCGAGGGUACAGUGGAAAUAUUAAAAUCGAAUCCCUGGCAGGCCACGCCUAAGCUUCCUUAUGACAGUAGUGAUGAUGACGACAAGGACGACACAGACAACGACUACGAUAGUGAUGAUAACACGGAAUUGAAUUAUUCUGUUGGUUCAGGUGCUAUUGGACUCGGUGAAACCUCAUCACCGCCUGAUGAGCUGUUCUUCUUUCACCCAGAUGAUUCUAUCCUGGCAAAUCGCAUCGAUGAUAGGGAAGCUCCUUUUAUGAGAACAGUGAGCCCGGAUGAAGUCAGCGAACACUGGGUAACAGUCAGAUCGGACCUCACUCAAGACUACAAGAAAAAACGGAAGGAUGCUAUUCGGAGAAAAAAUAAACUGGCUGCAAAGAGACCAAGGCAUAGAUGACGAUGGUUGUUGUUAAUGAGUGUCUGUGUUCAAAGAAUCAUUUUUCUUGAAACUGGUGAUAUAUUUGAGGGCCUGCUGUAGUUUUAAACUCUUUUAAGUCUCUAAUGGCACCUCACUCAGCUUGACUCGGCGUCCUGGUUAAAGUUAUAGAAUAGCAUCGCAUUUAACGAUGUGGAGUUGUAAUGACCAAUUUUAAGGCCUUUGAUAUCAAGCUCUAUUAUGUGUGUUAUAAAUGGUUUUGUUACUCUUAUGUUUGUAGGACCUAUCAUAAACUUGCUGACUUUGUUACCUGCUCCUACA
This is a messenger RNA of Stylophora pistillata, 3056 nucleotides long. RefSeq lists its product as uncharacterized. The record is from RefSeq and is a predicted model, not a curated record. Gene Ontology annotation, biological process: regulation of DNA-templated transcription. Gene Ontology annotation, molecular function: DNA-binding transcription factor activity; RNA binding. NCBI's taxonomy places the organism in Eukaryota, Metazoa, Cnidaria, Anthozoa, Scleractinia, Pocilloporidae.